AUGCGACCAAAGCGGGUGAAGACUCCAUCUUCAUCAGAUGUGGAGAUGGAACCAGUAGAAGUCUUUGCGAGGAUAAAGACGGUUUCUCCAACUGAGGACACAUGCGUCGAUUUCGUGGACGAGCGAACGGUCGAUUGCAAGCCACCGCCAGAUGUGGUUAGCGACAAGGGCUCGCGAGCUACUUUCACGAAGGUGUUCAACCAAGGCGCUGCCCAGAGCGCGGUCUACGAUGAGAUCUGUAGGCCGAUGGUCAAACGGCUCUUGAAGGGCAAAUCGGGACUGCUGUUCAACUAUGGUGUGACUUCCUCUGGCAAGACUUACACCAUGACUGGUAGUCCCAAUCAGCCCGGCUUCCUCCCCCGCGCCAUGGAGAUGAUCUUCUCGUCGAUUGAUGGUCACCAGACGAAAGAGUUCCGCGUGACAUCAGACGAUCGCAACGGCUUCAAGCUUCUGAGUGAGACUGACAUGAUGACCCACAGACUGGAGAAGCGAAACGAACUGGUCCACAGUCGAAUUGCGUCGAGAGGCUCAACCAACACCGUGCCAAACUACAACAUUGAUGAGCACUACAUGGAGAGCCUUUCUGAGGGCUUUCAAUAUGCGGUUUUCAUGACAUACUGCGAUAUCUACAACGAGUCGCUGGAUGACCCUGAGCGCGGAGUAUACGGGCACAAUAUAACUGUCAAAGAAGUUCGCUCGCUAGAAGAUGCGCUGCGAGAAUACGAGCGCGGCCUGAAGCAGCGAAGAAUGGCAGAAACUUCUCUGAACAGAACCUCCUCACGCUCGCACGCGAUCAUGAGCUUGCACGUCGUGAGGAUACCGUACGACAGGAACACUGGCGACGUUUUUGAAGACCAGGUCGAAGAUGUCACCAGUUUUGCGUCGAGUCUGCAUUUGGUUGAUUUGGCAGGCUCGGAAAGGCAGUCGAGGACGAAUGCGGCUGGCGAUCGACUCAGAGAAGCGGGAAAUAUCAAUAACUCGCUGAUGACGCUCAGAAGAUGCAUUGAUAUUCUCCGACAAAAUCAGCGCACUGGAGCAAGAGGAAACGUCCCCUAUCGCUCGUCAAAGAUCACCCACAUGUUCCGAAACUUUUUCGAAAUUCUCGGCGGCGUGAAACUCGUCAUUUGCCUGAACCCGGCGGCCUCGGAAUUCAAUGAAAACCUCGACGUUCUCAAUUUCGCCGAAGCGGCGCAAGCGAUCGUCUGCAAGCGUGAAAUCAAGGAAGACAUCGAGGAAGACUUCACAGCUCGGGAGGAACAGGCCGCGAUGGCCAGAGCGAAGAAGAAUAAGAGGAGGACGAUCUUUCAGCCUUGGAUGGUCAAUGAAGAGGCUCUCGCUCACGGACCACCUCUGCCAUGCGUUGAACUCUUCAGUUGUGACGACGCCGAGAUGAUACCUCAGCUGAUCGACAUCAUCCGGCAGCGAGUAGAGCGUCGCGAAAUCAUCGGGGAAGAGACCGAUCGGCUGACGACAACUUUCCGCAAGAAACUCAACCACUUUGAGAGGGAGAAUGUCGAUGCUCUUGGCAAACUGCGCAUUCUCGAGCCUCAGGUUGAGAAAAUCGAGGGCGAGAAUGAUCGGCUCUUGAAGGACAACAGACGAUUGGAGAAAAAGAACAGAGCGCUUAUGGAAGCCCAACGGGUUUACGAGCUCGAUAAGAAGGAAGCUGAAGCAGAGCUACAGGCGAUGAACAACAAGCUCGAGAAUGAGAGCAAAUCGAAGCGGCAGAUCGAAGCCGCUGCAAAGCGAAAGAUGGAGGAUGAGCGACGAAAGUUGAACAUGGAGACCUCUAGAAAGCUUCGUGAAGCUGAAGAGAACUCCAAGAACAGGCUCAACCUGAACGAAGCCAAGAUGGAUCAGCUUAGAAAUAUCCUCUCGAAGAACUCUCCCCGAACGCCCGUCUCCCGUGUCAACCGCGAAGUUGAGCGCGUUGAGCGAACUCCUGUAUCUUCUGCACGCACUCGUAACCUUCGCAAACGAUCUGUCUCCGAGACUAGAAUGAAGGAAGAAGCAGGCAUAACACCUGGUAUGUCUGUGAAGACUCCUUCUGCUUCGAACAUCAAGGAAAAUCGACCCCCACGCCCUGGACGAUCUCAAGAACGCGGUCGUGGACCGACAACCGAUCAUCUCGCGCACAAGAGACGAUCCAAGUCGGCCGACAAAUGGCUUGCUCACACGCCCAAGGAAACUAUUGACCCUGGCACUGUUCUUCAGCCAAAAGUCAUCGCGAAGAAAAAUGUUCACAUUCCUUCCGUGGGUGACCUAAAGACCGUCGACCAGUAUCUCCUGACGCAUCAGGAGCUCGGUACCGGCAAUCAAGUCAAAACGACGCUUGUGAAAGGCGAAGUCUACGGCACCCGCACCGGCGGAACUCAAGUCAGAUUCACUGGCAAAGAAAAGCUGACAUCUGGCACAUCCAGCGACAAGCGAGGAGUAAAGAGGCGAUCGAAUGAGGAGCCCGAAUCUCUAGAAUCGGCAUCAUCCGCCUUUACGGAUAUCGCAGCGCGUUGCGAUCUCGCAGUCGUUCACGAGAAAGGCGCCUCAUCUGCCCAUAUUACUAACUCCAAUAAUAAGUUCCGUCGCAAGUAA
Oikopleura dioica is the source of this 2589-nucleotide messenger RNA. NCBI's taxonomy places the organism in Eukaryota, Metazoa, Chordata, Appendicularia, Copelata, Oikopleuridae. The record is from the annotation of a GenBank genome assembly.